CCGGUUGCCAAGCAACCGAUCAUGUUGCAAAAUAAACAAUCAGAACCCAAGCCUAGUCGUGAGCAAAUUUACUUUCUUAUUUUAUUACUCGUGUCAACAUUUUAGAUAGAUAUUAUCCGAUUUACGAGCUUCUGAAUCAUGUGUUUUUGAUUCUUCACCGCCAAAAUGGUCCUACUGCCUGUUUGUACGCCGGAUGUUUGCGGGAGAGAUUUCAGAAGUUCAUUGAAAAAACCGAGCCCAAACUAUCCAUAUGGACUCAAGACAAGGAAGCCACGGUUGGUGCCAGCGUUUACCAUCCAGGCUAUGCAGAAGAACACGAAGGUCAUACCACCUCCGAAAUGUGGCGUUUACGACCCUCUGCCGCAGAGGCCGACUAUGUUCCGAAGUUGUUAUCAGAGAGGCGAGUUUCCUGUGUGUAUCGAGUUCACUAGCUGUGGGAAGAAACUGUCUUGGAAGGUUCCUAUUGAGAAGUUAGAUUUCCAUCAUUAUUUGCCGAUGUUCUUUGACGGUCUUGCUGAGGGGACAUAUCCCUUUGCUUUCAUAGUCGAGCGUGGCAUUCACGACCUUGUGACGAAGGGGGCAUACAAAGUGCUACCAGUUGUCCCGCAACUUAUUAUUCCAAUUAAAAAUGCACUCGCAACAAAGCGCCCGUCUGUGUUGUGCCACGCUCUCACCUGUAUACAAAUGCUUGUAACGGGGUGCGACCGAGUGGGCGAAGCACUCGUUCCCUACUACAGGCAAAUAUUGCCAACCCUCAACCUAUUCAAAGAUAGAAGUCGUAACGUAGGCUCUGGUAUUGACCAGUCGUCUUCCGAGGGUGGAAAUGUUGCUGAUAUGAUCGAAGAAACUCUCCAGAUUCUCGAGAGAUAUGGAGGUCCAGACGCCUUCAUCAACAUCAAAUACAUGAUACCAACUUAUGAGUCAUGUGUUCUUAAUUAGUUUAGAUAGUUUUAGUUUAGUUACACGGUGCGGAGAUAUAGACUAAAAAUUUAUCGUUUUGUUGGGACUGGGCUUUUUAAAUUAAUGUUGGGAAUAUUUAAAAUUAAGAGGUUUGGUUUCCAAGAAAUGAUUGUAUAAUCUCAGCAACAGUACUCUUGUAAUUUUAUUUGUUUUUAUUUUUGUUAGCUUUUUAUUGAACUGUUAAGUUUAUGAAUAAAUUUUAUGUAGUGAAA
This is a messenger RNA of Leptidea sinapis, 1172 nucleotides long. RefSeq names its product parkin coregulated gene protein homolog. The record is from RefSeq and is a predicted model, not a curated record. The transcript has 4 exons. Lineage: Eukaryota; Metazoa; Arthropoda; Insecta; Lepidoptera; Pieridae. Bases 166 to 939 code for a protein of 257 amino acids. Gene Ontology annotation, molecular function: Hsp90 protein binding; Hsp70 protein binding.